Molecule: messenger RNA, 1763 nt
Organism: Amborella trichopoda
Lineage: Eukaryota; Viridiplantae; Streptophyta; Magnoliopsida; Amborellales; Amborellaceae
Product: expansin-A11
Biological process (GO): plant-type cell wall organization
Cellular component (GO): extracellular region
Source: RefSeq, a predicted model, not a curated record
ACACUUAAAUUUGAUGGUACAAAAAUUAAACAAUCUCUAUUCAAUAUUCAAACAUGUAUAAAGUGCUUCUCAAUUUUUUUUAAUCAAUUUUAUGUCGGUAACCCAACUGAAUGGGUUACAUCCCCAUAGUCUAAGGCGUGUUUGGUUCACGGCAUCCACAAUUGUAGUACUUCUAAUGUUUGUUCGCGAGAAAUGCAAACUUUGUUUUGAAAGCAGCUGAAAUUUUCGAUAUUAUUUUGUGGAAGGUACCAAGAAGACUCCUACUUUUCAUGUUUGUUCGCGAGAAAUGCAAACUUUGUUUUGAAAGCAGCUGAAAAUUUUGAUAUUAUUUUGUGGAAGCUACCAAGGCCUAGAGGACUCGUCGGUUGGGAGUGAAAUGCUCUCUCUGCAAAUCAUUGUUUAUAAAUUGUUUGGUGUUAUUAGGUUUGGGCUUAUGAGCAUGUGGAUGCGAGGGGUGGAGAACGUGGGAAUAAUUGAAGAGAAUCUCUCUCAAACCACCUCAGCUCUCUCCCCAAUGUUACCAGAUAUCAGCAUCACCGCCCACCCCAUUAAACAUCUCUUUUAACUCCCUGAUUUCGUGCACCCUUCACAUGCCUUCCUCUCUAUUUAAGUUGCCCUGUAUUCCAUGCUCAAGAACUCCUCUCUCUCUCUCUUUCUCUCUCUCAUAUGACACUAAUGACCAUAACCAUGAUAAUGGCUUCUCCCAUGGUUGGUCUGUUGAUCUUCCUUGCUGCUUCGGGUUUGUACACAGAGGCCAUGAGUGUGGGCCCAUGGACAUCAGCCCACGCCACAUUCUACGGUGGGAGUGACGCGUCGGGAACUAUGGGCGGUGCGUGCGGCUAUGGGAACCUCUACUCGACCGGCUAUGGCACCAGAACUGCUGCUCUUAGCACUGCUCUUUUCAACGACGGGGCGUCCUGCGGUCAGUGUUACCAGAUUGUCUGUGAUACCAAGACCGACCCCAGAUGGUGCCUGCCCGGGAAGUCCGUGACCAUCACUGCCACCAAUUUCUGCCCUCCGAACUUUGCUCUCCCCAACGACGACGGUGGGUGGUGCAACCCCCCUCUCCAGCACUUUGACAUGGCGCAGCCUGCAUGGGAGAAGAUUGGUAUCUACCGAGGAGGCAUCAUUCCUAUUCUCUACAGAAGAUCCAAUUUCGUCUGGUGCAGUGUCCCUUGUAGGAAGCACGGGGGCAUCCGGUUCACGAUAAAUGGGAGGUCCUACUUUGAACUGGUUCUGAUCAGCAAUGUGGGUGGCGGUGGAUCCAUUUCUGCGGUGUGGAUCAAGGGAAGCGAGGGCGACUGGCAGAGGAUGUCGAGGAACUGGGGAGCGAACUGGCAGAGCAAUUCAUAUCUCAACAGCCAGGGCCUCUCAUUCCGCAUAGCCAACACCGACGGAACCACCGUCGAAUUCCCCGAUGUUGCACCACCUGACUGGCAGUUUGGCCAAACCUUCUCAACUUCACUCCAAUUUUCGUAGAACCAGCGUGUGCAGUGAGCUUCACCGCAUAGCAAGCAGAGGCGUGCUUGUAGAAAAUGGAACAAAGCAAGCCCGCUACGCAUGCAUUGUUUACUGCCACCCACCAUGUGUGUAUGUAUUUGUGUGGUGAGAGGACUCAUUGGGAUUGUUUGGUGUAAGGCUCCUUCUUCUUCUUAUUUUAUUGGCAAGAAGGGGAGUCUCCCUUCCCUCAACUAGUGUAUUAAACAAACUUGGGUUGUAGAAAUUAAUGAGAGAAGAUGCAGCAGUAAAUGAAUAGCCAAUUC